Staurois parvus is the source of this 924-nucleotide messenger RNA. The record is from the annotation of a GenBank genome assembly. Lineage: Eukaryota; Metazoa; Chordata; Amphibia; Anura; Ranidae.
CCCGGACCCUGCAUUCACUAUAUCCGGUCUCCUGGACCCUGCAUUCACUAUAUCCGCUCUCCCCCGGACCCUGCAUUCACUAUAUCCGGUCUCCCCAGACCCUGCAUUCACUAUAUCCGGUCUCCCCGGACCCUGCAUUCACUAUAUCCGGUCUCCCCGGACCCUGCAUUCACUGUAUCCGGUCUCCCCGGACCCUGCAUUCACUAUAUCCGGUCUCCCCCUGGACCCUGCAUUCACUGUAUCCGGUCUCCCCGGACCCUGCAUUCACUAUAUCCGGUCUCCCCGGACCCUGCAUUCACUGUAUCCGGUCUCCCCGGACCCUGCAUUCACUAUAUCCGGUCUCCCCGGACCCUGCAUUCACUAUAUCUGGUCUCUCAGACCCUGCGAUCACUAUAUCUGGUCUCCCCGGACCCUGCAUUCACUAUAUCUGGUCUCCCACAGACCCUGCAUUCACUAUAUCUGAUCUACCCGGACCCUGCAUUCACUAUAUCUGGUCUCUCCCCGGACCCUGCAUUCACUAUAUCUGGUUUCCCACAGUACACAGAACAUGAAAAUGCAAUUAUUUUAGUAAAUAUAAACUGCUACAAACCUUUGCUCAUCACUAGUAUAUAGCAGUCUUGUAACUUCUAUCAGUGUCCAGUAGAGCACUGGCUAAAGCUUGUAGGUGGAGUUUUCAUUCUCCCCUGAUUGUCCUGAGGCUGCAUAACCCCUGACCCUCUGUUUGGACAGCGCUGAUUGGCCUUGUGCUGAUCACAUGUACCUUCCCAAGAAAAAAAAACUCUCUAGCAAACCACACCAAAAUGAGAAUGUGCAGCUUGCCCCCAAGGCUCUGUUCUAUCAGCAGAUGGAUUGGGGACAGUAGAAGAAGGGGAGGAUCAGAAAAGACAGGAUCAAACAGCCUUUUUACACAAUGCAGAGGAUUAA